UCUUGUUUAUAUUCGAGUCCGCAGUCCGAUGCUAUUCGCACUGGCCACGAAAAGUCACCAGUAAAGACGUUACGUGCGACGAGGGCGGUCCUUCAUUCUUUCCCUCACCAUGAAAUCCGUCGUGAGCUUAGCGCUGCUCGUUAUAGGUUGGGUCAAUGCGGCCAUUUUGCCACCCAUCGAUCACAACAACAUCAAAGAUAACGAAGCAACCGAUCAGCCCAAACCGAGUAUUCGAUUUCUGCCGAACGAUUCAGACAAAAUUUAUCGAACUGGCGACACAAUACGGAUCGUCUGCGAAGCCGAUUUCCAUCUCGAUUGGAAACUACCCAGCAUCUUGGAAACGCGUGACUACGGAGUGACGUUGAAGAACGAACUGGAAGAUCGUAUUUCGAUCGAGGACGUGCAGCUUUACGACGUCGAAGAUGAUUCCGCUAAUCAGGAUGGCUUAUUCGAUUAUCCUUAUCGUUCGGUUCUAACGGUGCACGAAGCCAGUUACACCGAUACUGGUUAUUACGCUUGCCACAAUCGCGAUAACGAUGACGGCGAUGAUGCAAUCAAAACCUACGUUUUCGUCGAAGACGAGGACAAUCUGAUUGUGCAACACAGGCAGGUGAUGAUGUUCUCGCAGAGGUUGUCGCGUUAUUCGGUCAUCGUUCCGUGCAAACCAUCGCAUCCCGACAUCGAAAUGUCGGUCAUGAUCGGCAAAGACGUGAGAGCUGAUUGGGUGUACGAUCCGCACGUUGGAUUCUACAUCGAUAACGAUUUUCUCAAUUCAGUGGAUAACAGUCAUUUGCCGAUCUAUCGCUGCCUUGCCCGCCAUCCUAAAGGCUUCGAAGCUGACACACCUGUUUACAUUUGGCAGCCAUUCAAACCUCUUAUUGCGAUGGAAUCGGACGUGCUGAUUCAAAUGCCAACCAGACGGAUCGUGGUCAGCCAACAUUUCCAAUUGAACUGUUCCAUCACGUAUUACCACACCCAAAAUUUGACUGUCGAAUUGCAUUGGAUGGUCCCCCAACUUCGAGGCAUCGACGGAAAGAGAGUGAAGUCGGAGAAAUUGAUGUUAGCAGCUCCUCCGAGAGGUGGAAAGAAACGGACGACGGUCAGAUCAACCCUUCGAGUUCAUAAUGCAACGCUCGAUGAUGGUGGAUUCUACAUGUGCGCCAGCCACCAGAGUUCUCACAAUGUCAACACGAUGGAUUGGGCCGAAGUCUUUGUCAACAUCCACCAUAAAGAAGAUGAGUCUUUCCUUCUGGUUUCGACGCCGUACAACGACGGUCCUCGGGACGUCGAUGCUGGGAAAACAACGACGUUCGUCGUGUACGUCGAUGCCCGUCCCGAUCCUGUGGUCGACUGGUUCAAAGAUGGUGAGCUGGAACCGAUUGCUACAUCAGCUAAAUACGUCGUCCAUCGAAGUUGGGGAAAGACUUACCUGAAGAUCAGAGAUGCCUCCGUUGCGGAUAACGGCGUGUAUCGUCUAAUUGCGACUUCGGGCAAGCAGAGGAAGAGCGUCAAUUUCACGCUAGUCGUCGAUGAGGGUAAACCACAAUCUUCGAUGAUGAGCUGGCGCUAUUCAUUCGAUUUCGUUUCGCCGCUGUUUUGGAUCCACGCGCAGCCUCCGAUCGUCGGCUUCUCGUUCCUUCAAUGUCGACCCCCGCUUCCUUGUCUAUUGUACAGCAGACGAUCAGGAGAAAACGACGAAACGGUGUGGGAUGUCGACACGUUCCGACAAGUGGAUCGCAAAGGCCACAUCGUUUUAGAACCGCUGACGAUUUACGUUAAAAGUAGCCCUGAAGAAGAUCCUGCUGUCACAACGGAGUAUAAUGAAACGGAUCGUUUCUUCUAUUUGGGUUGGGUGGUCAACACGUUUUACAAUUCCAGCGGCAACGGGUCCUGGUCGUGGACUCAAACGGAUGGAACUACCGUUCCAUUAGAUCUUUCCAACCCACCUUCAGGUUUCAAUAUUUCUAAGAGGCAGUGUUUAGAAAGGCGAGGAUAUUGUUACAGAAUCAAAGGCAUCAAUACGAAUUCGGAUCAGCUCGGGCACAGCGUCGUUGCUGGUGAAGUGUUCACCUGGAAUUUCCUCUCGACUGCGGAUGGAACGCGAAUUUCAAUACCGAUCCAAAUCCAAGAUGUCCGAGAGCCUGUAAUCACCGAAAGUAGCGAUGCUGAGUUGGCGGUUUUGCCCGGUAAAUCGACAUCUCUUUAUUGUUUGGCGGAAGGCCAACCAAGUCCGAAUGGCCAGUGGUUACGGAACGGGGAUCCUGUGCCGGACGAAUGGAUCGAACGAACGGAUAAUGGCAUCAGUUUGAAGAUUCAAACGGCAGAAUCCUCUGAGCAUUCUGGCACGUACACUUGUCGUUUUGAAAAUGUUGCCGGCAUUACAGAAAAGAGCCUUCACCUUCAAGUUUUAUAAACUUUUGUUUGUUUUUGUUUAGUGAGUCAAAUUCGAUGUCUUUAAAUCUUCUACUUGUAAAUAAUAUUCCUCGCUAGGGAAACGAAAUUACACGCUAAACACUUUCUUUAGCUUCGGCGAUUUGUGCAUGUAAUUCAAGUCCAAAAUAUUACGUUACGCUGUACUGAAAUGCUGUUCUGGUUUCAAGAUGUUGACAACAAUGUAAUACAGUAUAAUUAAGAGCA
Molecule: messenger RNA, 2637 nt
Organism: Daphnia carinata
Lineage: Eukaryota; Metazoa; Arthropoda; Branchiopoda; Diplostraca; Daphniidae
Product: hemicentin-1-like
Exons: 13
Coding region: 110-2413 (767 amino acids)
Source: RefSeq, a predicted model, not a curated record